Messenger RNA from Gilbertella persicaria, 1783 nucleotides. RefSeq lists its product as uncharacterized. Lineage: Eukaryota; Fungi; Mucoromycota; Mucoromycetes; Mucorales; Choanephoraceae. Bases 1 to 1341 code for a protein of 446 amino acids. The record is from RefSeq and is a predicted model, not a curated record. The transcript is spliced from 2 exons.
AUGAAACAAGCGUUAAAAUCACAAAAAAAGCGAAGAGAAAGUGUAGGCGAGGUUAUAUCCACUCGAAGGGGAUCGAUUACACCGAGGCUAACCAAGUCUUCUAUAUUACAUCAAUCACCCAAACGAAAUUACACAAGACGAUACAUGUUAGAAGAAACAGAGGCAGGGGUUCAAUGGGAUCCACACAUAGAUGCUUUCGAAAUUCUCAGAGCUAAAAUCACUGGCAUCACGCGAUCCAUGCAAGAGUUUCACGUUCAGGAACUUUUUCAGGACGAAUUAUUAGCAGAAGAACGAAGAAAGCGUACCUCUUCUUAUCUUCCGAAAACAACCACCUCUUCUCCACUUAUUUUGAACAAAAGUCACCGUCGUAUCCGAUCACAGAGUUUUUUAUAUUCUUCAUUUGAAUCACCAGAUAUUAAACCAUGCAUUCAAGACACAGAAGAUGAUGAAGAAGAAGAGAAAAGUCGGUUACUCACCAGCCCCAAUCUAUCAGCAUUGUUUCUUACAACAAACAAUCUAAUUAAUUCUCGGCUAGACGAAUUGUCAGAAACUGCCUCUAUUAAAUCUAAUAACGAGAAUGCGACAGAUUUACUUGAAUGGCAAAAACAAUUUCUCAACCUUGUCACAAGCUGUAUUCAUCAAUCUGAAGCACUUGAAUCUCUUUCGACUGAUGUGCUGGCGACAGAACACCGAGUAAGAGAACUCAUGUUGAUCAAUAAAACUAUUCAUGAGCAGUUCCAGGAACGAGAAAAACAGUACGAAGAACGUAUUCGAGAAUGUCAAGAAGUAGCUCAACAACAACUCAUAAUGAUUGACUCACUGGAAGAAUUGACAGCCGAUAUCAACAUAAAAAUUGAAUCUUUUCAACGCGAACAACAUCGAACAGAAGCACUGCUUGUAUUGAAUGGACAAAAAAAAGAUCAAGAAGAACCUCAUCGUUGGAGUUUUCAAAAGUCUGUGGCUGAUCUUAUGCAUAUGGACGACAAGUAUGAUGUUGUCCAAAAGAUGCGAUGGGAAAUUGGCAUGUUUGUAGGUGGUGGUGUUGGCACGGGCCAUGUUAUUCAUACAUUUGAGGAUAAAUUGAAUGGCAUUGAUAUGAUGAUUGCUGGUACAGGCACCACUUCUUCUCCUCCUUAUCAUUUUAGAAACAGCAGCCUACAGAGCAUGGUUAGCAAUACAAGUAGUAAGCAUAUGUCCUCUUCUUCUUUUCAUCUUCAUUACCCAAACAAGGCAAGUAAAUAUACAUACAUGGUUCACAUUAACGUUCAAUUUAGUCUUGUUCUAUAUCCCCAUCCAUUCAACAUCUCCAGUUAUACCAACAUCAAUAUAUCUUACAUUUAAACAACACUGAUAGAAAAACACGCUUCCAUAUCUUACCCAAACGUCUUUGGGUGCCUGAUCAUCAAGCAGAUCAAUGUCAAUUUCAACAAGAUGAUCCCAAAAAUCGAUGUUCAGUUCGAUUUGGGUUUUUCCAACGUAGGCAUCAUUGUCGUAAAUGCGGUUUUGUUAUUUGUCAAAGACAUAGCGCAAAUCGAUUACCAUUGUUUAAUUCUUCCUCAAGGGGUAAAUGGAGCAGAGUGUGUGAUGAUUGUUUUCAUGAAUUAGUUGUACAGAAAUAAUAAAAUAUGUAUAUAUAUUUACAGUCAAUGAAUAUAUUUACUUGGAAAAAAAAAGAAGAAAAAAGAAAGCCAUAGAUUGUCGAUAUAAAAGUCAUAUAUAAAAAGAAAUUUCUGGUGGUUUAUAUGAAGCGAGCGUAAAGGGGGAAAUAAAUAAAUAAAUAAAU